AUGGCGAUGACGUCCUUGGCUACAACUCGAAGAGAAACCUGUCCAGCAUCAUACUGCCCCGCCAAGCCUCAAUUUCUGCCCACAAUCAUUAGUGAAGGAACAUGCCCGGCUGACUGGAUCUUGGGCGACGAGGUCCCUGAUUGGGCUGUACAGCAACACGGCUGGUAUCCUACCAUCAAGAUGACCUCAUUGGAGAAGGCCUCCGCCGAAUGUCUGGAUCGGUCGACAGCCGGAUACAAUCUGAUGAAAGGAUUAGAAGAAGCAGAACGAAUAACGCAGGCUGUGAAUGCUGGCAUGGAGCUCUAUUUGUGGCUUUUACCGAGUGGUGGCGUCUAUGUAGAUCUCCGUUGA
Molecule: messenger RNA, 351 nt
Organism: Microdochium trichocladiopsis
Lineage: Eukaryota; Fungi; Ascomycota; Sordariomycetes; Xylariales; Microdochiaceae
Exons: 2
Coding region: 1-351 (116 amino acids)
Source: RefSeq, a predicted model, not a curated record